Messenger RNA from Fonsecaea multimorphosa CBS 102226, 996 nucleotides. RefSeq lists its product as uncharacterized. NCBI's taxonomy places the organism in Eukaryota, Fungi, Ascomycota, Eurotiomycetes, Chaetothyriales, Herpotrichiellaceae. The coding region runs from base 1 to 996 and encodes 331 amino acids. The record is from RefSeq and is a predicted model, not a curated record. The transcript has a single exon.
AUGCCGAAAGCGACUGUCACAAAGCCAGCGGCCCUCCGCGAAGCGCGACCGUACCCUCAGAAGCAGCCGGCAAACAGAACACGGACAAAUCAGGCAUACAAGAGUGCUGCAAGGGGGAAUAAGGGAGAGAACCCCCAAUGGUUCCGGUUUCUGGACCUCCCUCCGGAGAUCAGACUGCAAAUCUACGAGCGGUUUGCUGUGGUGGACGAAAUCGUCCUUCCGAUAAAUCCACGAACGGAUGUGUUGGCGGCAAUGUCUAGGACAAUCCAACUUGAAAAGAGAUCUAAGAGUGUCCAGGAUGUGAAAAAGACGCGAAGGUCACUUCAAGGGGUGUGCCGUCGGAUUACUAAGGAGUGGACGCCGAUCUUCUUUAGCACAACAACAAUCGUGGUCAACCCGUCCCAGUACACCGCAAAGGACUUCGGGGAUAUCUUCAUGAAAACAAUGGCAGACAACAAAUUGAAAUGCAUCUCCAGAUUGAUGUAUAUCGAUCUCUUGGAUACACAGCGGACCAGUCUCCGGACAGGUCAAGGUUUGGCUUCCUUUCUGGAAGCUCUCCAUGAUCAUCUGCCGAGACUCACAUCUCUGACCAAGAUCACGUACUCGGCCGUGUUCAAAAGAAUGAUUAACAUACCCCCUACAUACAUAGCAUUCGAUUAUCUGGAUAUCACCGGAAAGCUAAAACUGCUAGAGCAACAAGCCUUGUGCAGUACAGGGUCUAGCUUCCUGAAAGACUGGCAGUCACAGUGGGAAAUACGGUACUGGCGAAAAGAAUGCAAAUUCCUGGAGCUUGUCUUUCGCAGAGAACAAUCUCAUAUUGCCAGGGCAGUGGAAGAGCGACCGGCAGACGAAGGAGCUUGGCAGCUCUGGAAUCUAGAGAUCACUCCAACCGGCCUCGUUAUGACUGGCCCCUCUGUUACUCGAGAGUGCAGUAUCGCACACACCGAAGCGGCCUUGACUGCCAAAGAGAAUAACGAGCCGACGUCUAAGACCUAG